GGAUCUGGUAAGAGGAUGAGGAGGACGAUGCUGUGGCUGCUGGCCUCUCUGGCCUUUGGAUCUCUCUCUUCUCUCGCUGAUGGAGCUCCACUGCAGGUGAUGUCUGCCCCCAACCUGUUGCGUGUAGGAACAGCAGAAAACAUCUUUGUGGAGUGUCAGGACUGCACAGGAGCAGACAUUAGUGUGGAUAUCAGCGUGAUGAACCAUCCGACUAAAAACAACAGGCUUGUACUCAAACAUGUAAUCCUUAACACUGGAAAUAACUUUCAGGCGCUUGGGCAAAUUACGGUCCCUGUUGGAGACUUCAGUCGGGAUCCAAACAUGAAGCAGUAUGUGUACCUGCAGGCUCAGUUCCCUGACCGCCUGCUGGAGAAAGUAGUCCUAGUUUCAUUCCAGUCUGGGUACAUCUUCAUCCAGACUGACAAGACGCUCUAUACCCCCGACAGUAAAGUUCAUUACAGAAUGUUUGCAGUGACGCCCAAAAUGGAGCCGGUAGAGAGGGAUGAAGAUACCGCAACUGAUGCUUCAAUUGCCAUUGAGUUUGUGACACCUGAAGGCAUGAUUUUACCACUUGAUCCAGUCUCUCUGAAAUCAGGGAUCCACUCCGGAGAUUACCAGCUGGCAGAAAUUGUCAGUCCAGGACUGUGGAAGGUGGUUGCAAAGUUUCACAGCAACCCACAGCAGAGCUACUCCGCUGAGUUUGAGGUCAAAGAAUAUGUGCUGCCCAGUUUCGAGGUCAAACUGAUUCCUGUGAGCCCCUUUUUUUACGUGGACAACCAAGAGUUCACCGUCGACAUCAAAGCUACGUACCUGUUUGGUCAAGAAGUGGAUGGGACGGCCUACGUGGUGUUUGGUGUUAUGCAAGAUGGUCAAAAGAGGAGCUUUCCAAGUUCUCUUCAGAGAGUGCCGAUCCAGGGAGGUAACGGAUUGGUUACUCUGAGGAGGGAGCACAUCACACAGACCUUCAACAACAUUAUUGAACUUGUGGGAAGCUCCAUAUUUGUAGCAGUCAGCGUGCUUACAGAGAGCGGUGGUGAAAUGGUGGAGGCAGAGCUGAGAAGUAUCCAGAUUGUCACAUCACCUUACACCAUCACCUUCAAGAAAACGCCAAAGUUUUACAAACCAGGGAUGUCCUUUGAUGUUUCGGUUGAAGUUGUGAAUCCUGAUGGCACUCCAGCAAGAGGUGUUUCAGUGGUGGUCGAUCCAGGUCAGGUGCAGGGCUUCACCGUAGCUAAUGGCAUGGCACGGCUAUCCAUCAAUACAGCGGCCAGGACCAGCAGACUGUCAAUUACUGCAAGAACCAAUGAUCCACAUAUCUCCCAUGAAAGACAGGCAACAGCCACCAUGACAGCUGCACCGUAUACCACCAACAGCAACAACUACAUCCACAUAGGUGUGGAUGCAGCUGAGCUGGAAGUAGGAGAAAAUCUUAAAAUUAAUCUUAACCUAAACAGGCAGGAAAACGCACGAAGUGAUAUCACAUACCUGGUCCUCAGCAGAGGUCAGCUGGUGAAAAAUGGCCGAUUCCAUUCAAUAGGUCAGGUGCUGAUUUCCCUGAUAAUCCCUAUCACCAAAGAAAUGCUGCCAUCGUUCCGCAUCCUAGCCUACUACCACACAAAUGAUAAUGAAGUGGUGUCCGACUCUGUUUGGGUGGAUGUCAAGGACUCCUGCAUGGGCUCGCUGAGGCUGGAAUCAUCGAGACCCGCUCCAUCCUUUGAGCCUCGCAGGAUGUUUGGUCUGAAGGUAACAGGAGACCCAGGGGCCACAGUGGGACUGGUGGCAGUGGACAAAGGCGUCUAUGUCCUGAACAACAAGCACCGCCUCACCCAGAAGAAGGUGUGGGACAUUGUAGAGAAAUCUGACACAGGCUGCACACCAGGUGGAGGAAAAGACGGUAUGGGUGUGUUCUAUGAUGCAGGGCUGUUGUUUGAGUCCAACGCUGCUUCUGGGACUCCCUACAGACAAGAAUUAAAAUGUCCCGGCCCCAGCAGGAGGAGAAGAGCCACUUCUAUAACGGAUGUCACAACCAGCUUAGUGAGCCAAUACAAAGACGAACUACAAAGCCAAUGUUGUCGGGAUGGCUUGACGGACUUCCCAGUUUCAUGCAGUUGUGAGAGGCGCAGUGAGUACGUUGUGGACAGUCAAACAUGUGUCGAUGCCUUCCUGCACUGCUGCAGGGAGAUGGAAAACCAGCGGACAGAAAAGAAGGAAGAAAAUCUCCAACUGGCUCGAACUGGGGAGGAUGACAACAGCUACAUGGAUAGCAAUAAAAUUGUGUCUCGCACCAAGUUCCCUGAGAGUUGGCUUUGGUUGGAUAUCAAUCUUCCUGCUUGCCCAAGACAAAACCCUAACUGUGACACCACAUCAUCUGUGAAAAAUGUUCCUUUGCAAGAUUCAAUCACAACCUGGCAGUUCACCGGCAUCAGUCUGUCCAGAACUCACGGAAUCUGCGUUGGCGAGCCUUUUGAAGUAAUUGUACGGAAAGAUUUCUUCAUUGACCUCAGGCUGCCCUAUUCUGCCGUCCGAGGAGAGCAGCUGGAGGUCAAAGCAAUCCUCCACAACUACAGCCCAGAUACUGCCACAGUGCGUGUGGAUCUGAUUGAGGAGGAGAAUGUGUGCAGUUCAGCCUCCAAACACGGACGGUAUCGUCAGGAGGUCACAGUUUAUCCUCAGAGUACACAAUCAGUAACCUUCAUCAUUAUUCCCAUGAAGGAAGGAUUGUACGGGAUCGAGGUCAAAGCAGCUGUGAAAAACUCGUCCCUCAAUGAUGGAAUCAUGAGGAAGUUACGUGUCGUGCCUGAAGGUGUACUUGUCAAAUCUCCUCAGACUGUAACUCUAGACCCAACAACUAAAGGUGUAGAUGGCAAACAGGAAGUAAUAUUGAACAGUGGGAUUCCUAAGAAGGAUUUGGUUCCAAACGCACCGACUAGCUCUCAGAUCUCUGUGACAGGAAGAGAAGAAAUUUCUGCACUGGUGGAAAACGCCAUUAGUGGGAACUCAAUGGGGACUCUGAUCUAUCAGCCCUCUGGCUGUGGAGAGGUGAACAUGAUCCACAUGACCCUGCCCGUCAUAGCCACCACAUACCUGGACAAAACCAACCAGUGGGAAACUGUGGGCUUUCAGAAACGUAACGAAGCUCUCCAACACAUCAUGUUUGGCUAUCAGAAACAACUGACCUACCGUAAAACUGAUGGGUCUUUUGCUGUGUGGGCCAAUCGCCAAAGCAGCACCUGGUUGACAGCUUACGUUGCCAAGGUGUUGGCCAUGACAAACAAUCUGGUGGCGAUGGAAAAAUACGUGAUCUGUGACGCUAUCAAGUUCCUGAUUCUCAAUACACAGCAGACAGACGGCAUGUUUAGAGAAGUUGGAAGGGUGUCCAAUGGAGAGAUGAUUGGUGACGUGCGCGGCAUGGAUUCUGACGCCUCCAUGACGGCCUUCUGCCUCAUCACCAUGCAGGAGUCCCGUUCACUGUGUUCUGACACUGUUAAUAGUCUGCCAGACAGCAUAGACAAAGCAUUGACCUACCUGGAGAAUCGUCUGCCCACCCUUACCAACCCAUAUGCAGUUGCCAUGACAUCAUACGCCCUGGCCAAUUCAAACAAACUGAACAAAGAGAUCCUUUACAACUUUGCUUCCCCAGAGUUGUCCCACUGGCCAUCGGCAAAGGGACACAUAUACACACUGGAGGCCACAGCUUACGCUCUCCUCGCUCUUGUGAAGACCAAGGCCUUUGAAGAUGCCAGACCUGUUGUCAGAUGGUUCAACAAACAGCAGAAGGUGGGCGGAGGUUAUGGAUCAACUCAGGCUACCAUUAUGGUGUACCAGGCUGUAUCUGAGUACUGGGCCAGUGCUAAAGAACCAGAAUAUGAUCUGAAUGUGGACAUCUUGUUGCCGGGCAGAUCAAAGCCUGACAAAUACAACUUUAACAGGGACAACAGCUACGCCACGAGAACGUCCAAAUUCAACGAUAUCAAUCAGAACGUGACUGUGUCCGCCACAGGCACAGGAGAGGCGACAGUUAAGAUGGUGUCGCUGUACUACGCUCUGCCAACAGAGAAGGCGAGUGACUGUCAGAAGUAUAACAUGUCAGUGCAGCUCCUCCCAGAGUAUAUGGGUGAAGAUGAGAAGAUAUACAGGCUGAUAAUAGAGGUCUUGUACAAAGACACAGAGCGCGAUGCGACCAUGUCAAUCCUGGAUAUUGGCUUGCUAACUGGCUUCACCGCAAACACACAAGACUUGGACUUAUUUUCCAAAGGACGUGCCCGCACCAUAGCCAAAUAUGAGAUGAACACAGUCCUGUCGGAAAGAGGCUCUCUCAUCAUCUACCUGGACAAGGUUUCUCACACUCGGCCAGAAGAGAUCUCAUUUAGGGUUCAUCAGAAGUUGAAAGUUGGAGUCAUGCAACCAGCUGCUGUGUCUGUCUAUGAAUACUACGACCAAACAAGUUGUGUGAAGUUUUACCACCCAGAGAGGAGAGCUGGACAGCUCUGCUGAAAUGAUGAAUGCACAUGUGCUGAAGGUAAACAAAACACAAUGAUCUGAUUGGGAAUAUUUGAAUUAGGCAAAUUUGUAAAUAAGACAAGUCUGUGAAUAAGAUUAAAACAUGUAGCAGUAAACAAACAUUUAGGUCCAGUCAAUUCAAAUAAAGAUAAAUUCAAGAAUAUUGAUUUCAGUCUCCAUUGAGUAAUACCCUCUCUUAAACUCCCUCUGUUGCACAUCAUUUAGUGGUAUGUUGCCAUUUUUUUCCCUAGGAUGGUAAAGGCAUGACCCGCUCUAUUCUGUAAUUGGCUAGUAGCUUAUGUGACACGUUAAAAAGUAAUGCACUUACAGUUAAGAAUAAAACACAGAGUUCAUGAUCUGUUACAGGGUUAAAUAAUUGAUUGUGGAUAAAAACAUUGCAUAGUCACAAGAAGUUAUAUAGAGAGUGAUUAAAAAGUAUAAAUAAGUUAAAAUGCUUAAAUAUCAGUUUUAUGUUAAAAGAAAAGGUUAACGAUGCUAAAAGAAUGUUUAAUAGACACGAUUUAGUUCAUUCUUUAUUGUUAAAAGUAAGAUUUGUUGAUGCGUAUCUGUGAUCUACUGACUUGUCUGCGUUAGCCCAUCUGGGAGCGAUUGUUGUUUUGUCUCCACCCACAUACCAGGAGAAAUCGUGGUGUUUUCCUCAUUACACUAAACGCUGUUUAUGAGGAAACACAACUGAAUCACUCUCGUGAUUAUUUCUCUCCUUAUUCAGGUAUGUUUAUGGUCAUAAACACAGCUAACAUGUCCAAAAUAACUUACUAACAAGUGAAGAGUUUCAUGACUAAGUAAUUUCGAUGUUUGAGUAAGUUUAAAGUUAAGUUUCAGAACAGUAAGUUUGCUAGCAUACGAGCCCGUGCUCGGAGCCACUGCACAACCCGUAGCUGUGCCGCAGCGUAUUCUGUGUGUAGUCUUCUGUUUCACAGGAGUGAGGAUGUGUUUAAUUUUUUUCAUUGUCUUAUGUAGUUGGACUCAUGCACUUUUAUUAGCUAAAUAUGAGUUUAAGACUUAGAUAUUUGAUGCUUAAAAGAAAUGUGAGGAAAAGAUUUAAUGCAGGAAAAUACUGUUUGUUAUUGUUUGUAAAAGGAAAAGGUGUAUAUCCUACCUCCACCUCUAUUCAUUCUGAAAUGUGAAAGCUGUUGUAAAUGUGUACUUUUGUACAUUGUUAUAUUUCUGUAAACAUGUAAUUGAUUACACUAAAUGCUCUU
This is a messenger RNA of Labrus bergylta (ballan wrasse), 5723 nucleotides long. Its product is annotated as complement C3-like. Gene Ontology annotation, cellular component: extracellular region. The record is from RefSeq and is a predicted model, not a curated record. Lineage: Eukaryota; Metazoa; Chordata; Actinopteri; Labriformes; Labridae. Gene Ontology annotation, molecular function: endopeptidase inhibitor activity.